AUGCCCUCGGACAGCGAGGAGGUCUGCCUCCAGCAGUCGGGGACAGGCGUCUACGAGAAUGUGGUAUAUUCGAAAGAAACAUCAGACAGAGCCAAGCGAUAUGCAGGUGAUACAAAUCGUAAAACAAUUGGAAGAUACUCGGCAGCAGUACAAAAUCUAAUUCCACUUAGAACCACAGAAAGAAACAAAAACAACGGUGGCAGCCGAAUCGACGAUGCCGGACUCUUCUCCUUUGUCACCUACUCUUGGGUGUUCCCUUAUUUGUACCAAGCAGUACGUGGAAAACUUGACCGAAAUCAAGUUUGGGGAUGCAGUUUUUAUGACAGUUGUGGUUUAAAUAUGGCUAGAUUGGAAGUGUUAUGGGAAGAUGAGAAGAAAGCCAAUGCAAAAUCACCGUCAUUAUUCAAAGUUAUUUAUCGAUUUAUCAGCACUCGUCUCUGGUUUUCCUGUGCAGUGUUCUUCUUUUGCCUGAUUUUCGGAUUUAUUGGACCAACUUGCUUCAUCCGGCGACUCAUCGCCUUUGCAGAAAACCCGGAACGUGACGAGCAGAGCAGAAUUGUGUACUCUUACGGAAUCGCACUGGUAGCCGCUAUCAGCGUCGUCGAGUUUGCACGAGUCUUGUCUUACGGAGCGACUUGGGCGGUCUCUUACAGAACUGGAAUCAGAGUACGCGGAGCCGUCCUGGCUCUCCUCUACAAGAACGUGUUAAACUCCAAGGAUCUAUGUGGAAAGACCGAGUCAGAUGUCAUCAACAUUUUCGCCAAUGAUGGGCAACGUCUUUUUGAUGCCGUUACAUUUGCGCCUUUGGUGCUCGUUGGACCAUUGGUUCUUGUCGGAGGUAUUGGAUACCUACUGAUGGUUAUUGGAAGAUGGUCACUUCUCGGUAUUCUUGUGUUCUUUGUGUUUGAUGUGAUUCAGUUUGGACUCGGAAAAUCCAUGGUCGCGUGUAGAAAUCUGGCAAUCGUGAAGACCGAGAAACGUAUUAGCAUGAUGGCUGAAAUUAUUAAAUACAUUCGAAUUGUCAAGAUGAACGGAUGGGAGCAGAUUUUCAGCGCGAAAAUUGAUCAAUUCCGCAAAGAAGAGAAAGUUCAAAUCCGUAAAUCGGGAUAUGCUCAAUCACUAGCCAUUGCAUGUGGUCCAGUCGUCCCAGUUGUUGCUGCAAUUCUCACAUUUGUUGGAGUCGUCCUUGCCGGAAAUGACCUCCUUGCUUCUGACGCAUUUUCAGCUAUCACUGUCUACUUUGUCAUGCUCUUCGGUAUCCGAAUGAUUCCAUAUGGAUCCAGAUACUUGGCGGAAGCUGUGGUUGCCAUGAGAAGAAUUCAAGAGUAUUUGUUGCUGGAGCAAUAUGCCCCAUAUCCGGUUACAAACGCAGAGGAUGUAGUUCUUGACUGUCAGGGGGCUACCUACACUUAUCAGCCUAAAGCUGCAAAAGCACCAGUUGACGAGACUAAAGAACCAACUGAGAAUGAAGUGAUUGUCGUGGAGACCCCUGUAUUCACGUGCUCAUUUGACAAACUCUCAAUCAAACGUGGAGAGCAUAUCGCGGUUAUUGGAGCUGUUGGAUGUGGAAAGUCAGCUAUUCUCAAGGCUAUUUCGGGUCAUAUGUUCACCACCGACGACGCCCUUUCAGUGGAUCGCUCGCAAACCGUGUAUGUCCCACAAAAAGCGUGGAUCUUCAAUGGAACCGUACAAGAUAAUAUUUUGUUCGGCGAUAAGAUGAACUCUGAAAGAUACUACAAAGCCGUGAACGGAUGCCAACUUACUGAAGACUUGACGACACUCUCAGUUGGAGACCGAACAGAAGUUGGAGAACGAGGGGCCACACUUUCCGGAGGACAGAAAGCGAGAGUUGCUUUGGCAAGAGCUGUGUUCCAAACAAAGAAUCUCUACUUGUUUGACGAUAUUUUUGCUAGUUUGGAUAAGAAGGUUGCUAAUAAGAUUCAUGAGGAAAUCAUUCAAAAGCUAUUGAAGAAAAAGGCACUAAUGAUGGUCACCAAUAACAUGGAGCUUCUUCAUCACUUUGAUCGAGUACUAUUUGUCGAAGGCGGAAACAUUGUUGCUGAUGGAAACCACGACAUCUUAUACGAAAAGAAUGACGCUUACAAAACCUUUGUAGAUGCAUGUGAAACUUAUCAAGCGACUUCUGGAGCUACAUCUCCAUGUGGCGACGGACCAGCCCAGCCAGCACCACUUGACGCUGAGAUUCUUAGAAAUUCGUCAGAAGAUUUAAAAGGAGACGCUGAUAAACUGAUUAGUGACGAGGAGGAUAUGGGAAACAGUACAAUUGCUUGGCGUAUUUACAAGCAAUACAUUCACGCUGCUGGCGGAUGGCCAAUUUGGACAUGUCUUGUCAUUGGAUUCAUCGUCAACGUUGUCUCGAACAUUUUUUCAACUUAUUGGCUUUCCAGAUGGCUCAAGAAAGGACACGAUGAAACUACUACUAUUACUAAUGGAACUGAAUUUUUGGAAAUGAAGACGAGUUUGGCUGACAGUCCUGUCACCGGAUUUUAUGCCGCCGUAUACCUCGUGGCUCUUGUCGUGCUCACCAUCUCUGGACUUUUCAAAGCAUGCGUUUUCGUCAAGGUUUCUCUCACUGCUGCGACACGGCUCCACGAUAGGAUGUUCCAAGCCGUCAUUCAUGGAGCUACCAGCUUCUUUGAUUCAACCCCAACAGGAAGAAUCCUGAACAGAUUUUCCAAGGAUAUGGAUGAAAUUGAUGUCAAACUUCCAUUCACCGCCGAAGUUUUCCUUCAAAAUAUGAUCACUUGUCUGGGAUUCCUCGUGGUUAUCACAUCCGUUUUCCCGUACUUCCUUCUUUUCGCAAUUCCACUUUUUGUAGUUUUUGUGGUAUUUGUUUCAUGCUUCCGUGCUGGUAUCAGAAAUUUGAAACGAUCUGAGCACAUUUCUCGCUCCCCACUCUACGAUCACGUUUCUGCUAGUUUGGAAGGAAUCACAACUAUCCACACGUUCCAACAAAGUAAUCGCUUCUUGGAGGUUCUCAAAAAACACUUGGACUGCAACAGUGGUGCUAUUUUUAUGUUCCAAUCGGCAAUGAGAUGGUUGGCAGUGUGGCUGGAUCUUUUAGUAGUUGUCAUGACAGCCAUUGUCGCACUUUUGACAGUCAUGCUCACUGGAACUGUUUCACCUGCCGAUGCUGGUAUGGCAAUUGCAUUCGCUGUACAGAUGAGUGGAAUCUUCCAAUUUGCGGUUAGAACUCAGACAGAGCUUGAGGCAAAGAUGACAAGUGUGGAAAGAGUGUCAUACUAUGCCGAUAACAUUCCUGAGGAUGGAGAAUGGAAUACUCGCCAAGGCCUUGAUAUUGAAUCUUCCUGGCCUGCCAAUGGACAAAUCAACUUUUCAGAAGUGAACCUUCGCUAUAGAAAAAGCCACCCACUUGCCCUCAAUGAUAUCACUUUUGAAAUCAAGGGUGGAGAAAAAGUUGGAAUUAUUGGAAGAACCGGAUCAGGAAAGUCAUCACUGGCAAACCUUAUUUUCCGACUCUACCCAGUCACAAACGGAACAAUUUACAUCGAUGGAGUUGAUAUCAGAACCGUUGGGCUCGUUAAGCUUCGUCGUGGAAUUUCAGCUAUCGCGCAGGACCCAUCCUUGUUCUCUGGAACGGUUCGAUUCAAUUUGGAUCCAAGCUUGGAGUAUUCCGACUCAAUGAUUUGGGAAGCCCUCGAAAAAUGUCAUUUGAAAACAUUGGUACAAUCAUUAGACAAAAAGUUGGAGGCUGAUGUAAGCCACGGUGGAAAUAACUUCUCCGUCGGAGAACGACAGCUGUUCUGUUUGGCUCGUGCUUUGUUGAUGAAGUCCCGAAUUGUGAUUCUUGAUGAGGCAACAGCUUCAGUGGAUGCCGGUACAGAUAAGCUUAUUCAAGAAGUGAUUAAAACCGUGUUUGCCGAUGCUACUGUGAUUAUCAUUGCUCAUCGUCUCGACAACGUUCGUAACAUGGAUCGUAUAAUGCACCUGAAAAAUGGAAAACUCAUAAAUUUCACAACUCCACAAGAAAUGUUUAAAGAUGAUUGGUCGGUUUACAAGCUGGAAGACAAAGACGAUGAUCAACAUUCUGCGGUGGUAGUUGGAGAAAAUAGUGAGCACUCGAUGGAAAAGAGUUCCCAGGGAAGCAGUCAAGAAUCCGACGAUAUUGUAAAAGUAGAGAAUGAGCAGAAAGAUAGCUCGGAUGAUGUCGUUCACAUUGAAAGCGGCGAUGAUGACGUCAAGGCGGACUCUUCUGAAGUAAAAGAGACGAGCAGUGACACAGAUAUCGAAGUUGUUCAGUGAAGGAUUUCCCAUAUUUGCCAUUAUUAAAUUUUUGACGGGGGGCGAACCAGCUUCCAAUUUAUGUGUUCUUGUAACACUAUUCCAUAUAUAAUAAAACUUCAAUACGAAAACCUGCAAUCUAAUUAAAUCCCAUUGCUUCUAAGAUUCUCAGUUGUUAUCACUAAACCGCCCUCCAUUCUCAUCAGUCAUCAUGUUGUCACUCUUCUAGGUCCCAAAUAUACACCCUAUCUUUUUGAAACAGGGACAAUCCACGGUCACAACGAACUUCUUUUCUGACUUGUCAUACUUUCUCUCUUACAUGUUUCUUUUUUCACUCAUCCCAACUCCCACAUGUUCUAGUAGAAUUAUAACUUACUUGUAACACUUGAACUUUAAUACUUGUAUCUUUAAUAUGUAAAUCUGCAAAAAAUAUUUCAGUUUGAAAUAAAUAAAUUGAUAUG
This is a messenger RNA of Caenorhabditis elegans, 4724 nucleotides long. It is a transcript of the gene mrp-5, whose product is annotated as Multidrug resistance-associated protein 5. The record is from RefSeq and is marked reviewed. Gene Ontology annotation, molecular function: ATP binding; ABC-type transporter activity; ATP hydrolysis activity. Gene Ontology annotation, cellular component: membrane; basolateral plasma membrane. The coding region runs from base 1 to 4284 and encodes 1427 amino acids. NCBI's taxonomy places the organism in Eukaryota, Metazoa, Nematoda, Chromadorea, Rhabditida, Rhabditidae. Gene Ontology annotation, biological process: transmembrane transport. The transcript has 20 exons.